GCGGCCGCUAGCAGCACCGAUGAGGCUCAACCAUGAGUGGUUGGUGCUGCAUCGUGUUCAUGAUGUCCACGAUCAGUACUGGCGUUUUCUCGCCUGCCCCACAGAAGACAGAGGUCAAGGAGACUUAUGAUCGGCAUUACUGGUACACUCAGGCUCAAGAAACGCUGCAGAAGCGGCUGCAGUACGCAUCUGAUAAGAACCCAGUUGCUAAGAACGUGAUCCUCGUAGUGGGCGAUGGAAUGAGUUUGACAACAGCCACGGCAGCGAGGAUCCUGCGAGGCCAAAGGCGUGGUCAGACCGGAGAGGACACUGACUUGGCCUGGGACACAUUCCCCGCUGUGGCGCUUGCAAAGACGUAUAACGUGGAUGCUCAAACCGGUGAAUCAUCGGCUUGUGCAACGGCUCUUCUUUGCGGAGUAAAGGCACGGUAUGAAACAUUGGGACUUGAUGCUGGCGGAAGAUUUAAUAACUGCGCAUCAACUAUCAACUCUAAGGUCACUUCGCUGGUUGAUUGGGCUCAUGAAGCCGGUAAAUCCAGCGGUAUAGUGACAACGGCUCGAAUCACACACGCGACUCCCGCGGCUUUGUAUGCGCAUGCGCCUUCAAGAUAUUGGGAAGAUGACAGUAGAGUCCCGCCGACUGUGCGCAAGGACUGCAAAGAUAUUGCUAUGCAACUGGUUGAGAAUGAACCAGGAAGAAGUAUUAAUGUAAUAAUGGGUGGCGGAAGGCGGCAUUUCUUACCAACAGUAACACCAGACCCUGAGCAUCCAAAUCGCGAAGGCCGAAGACUGGAUGGAAGAAAUCUCGCAGAAGAUUGGGCGAGGGAAAAGAAAAGACGACGAUUACGAGCUCAGUAUAUUCACACAAAGCAACAGCUUGCUAAAUUGGACCCGAGAACUGUAGAUUAUUUACUAGGUUUAUUCGAAUAUUCACAUAUGGAGUUUAAUGCGGAACGGGGUGCGGUCACAGAUGCAGAUGAGGAAGCGACGGCAGGAGUCUCUGUCAAAGCUGAUGAUCCAUCCCUAGCAGAUAUGACCAGAGCGGCCCUGUCUAUCCUGUCAAAGAACGAAAAAGGUUUUUUCCUCCUCAUUGAAGGUGGAAGAAUAGACCAUGCACAUCAUUACAAUAAUCCAUAUCGUGCACUGGAUGAAACUCUUGAGCUGGAAACAGCACUCUUGGCUGCGUUAGAGAGAGUCAACCCAGCAGAAACCUUGAUCGUAGUCACUGCUGACCAUGGACAUGUGAUGACCUUCGGGGGCCAGGCCACGCCAAGAGGACAUCCUGUUUUAGGAGCUGAUACGGUCGUGUCGGAUAUAGACGGGUUGCGAUACACAACCCUAUUGUACGGAACUGGGCCUGGGCACGCAGAACCGCGAGCUAUUCCGCUUAACGAUACUGCUAUUGCUUCCGCUGCCGCCGAUGCCGUACAUGCCGCAGCAGUCCCAAGGCAGUGGGCUACACAUGGUGGCGAAGAUGUACCAAUCUACGCACUGGGUCCCAUGGCUACCAUUCUCUUCGCUGGAGUGGUAGAGCAGAGUUAUAUCCCACACGCGAUUGCGUACGCUGCCUGUUUGGCCCACCACGCAAAACGGUGUCAGGAGAAGGCCAGCUUCAAUUUCACGCAACCACCGGCAAAAAUACAGAAAUGCGUAUCACCCGAAGUUAGUAGUGUAUCAGCUGCGGAUGAAACAAGAAGCGAAGGUACAAACAGUCGUCGAUUUGUAGUCGCUUCAAGCGUUAUGUCCGACGAACGAGUGCCACGCUCAUCCGCCUCACCACUGCUCGCUCUACUAAUUUCACGAUGUAAUCUAAUAUCAAACUUUUGUAAUUUAGUUGCAUAUUUAAGCGUUUUUUGUUUUGUAAAUUAAAUUUUGAAAUAACGUGUAAAUAGUAAAUAAGG
Hyposmocoma kahamanoa is the source of this 1900-nucleotide messenger RNA. Its product is annotated as alkaline phosphatase-like. Gene Ontology annotation, biological process: dephosphorylation. The record is from RefSeq and is a predicted model, not a curated record. Lineage: Eukaryota; Metazoa; Arthropoda; Insecta; Lepidoptera; Cosmopterigidae. Gene Ontology annotation, molecular function: alkaline phosphatase activity. Bases 33 to 1868 code for a protein of 611 amino acids. The transcript is spliced from 11 exons.